UGAAUUGUGAUCACAGGGAAUAUCUCUAUGAUCUUCGAUUUGUAGCAAAGCAUGUUGUUGGAGUAGACUACACCAUUCAGCGAUCAAACCGUUUUCCACUGCCUCUGUGACUUUGUUGUAGUAGCUCCUGAGCAAGUAGGUGAAAGUGGUACCAGAGUCUUCAUAAACAUAGUCGUUGAAACAGUCACAGCAUUACGUCCAAACUCCAAAGUUUAUCUUACUUAGGACCAACAAUACCCUAACCGGAUGUGAUAAACCCUGAGCUGUUUUAGGAAAAUCCAAUAGUGGUUCCAGGCAUCUGGCCUGAAGUGGAUUUGGGAAGUCCAUGGUCAGUAGACCCACCAACAAGUGGGAUCCUCUCAACCAUUUUAUAGAAUUUGGGAGGAAAUUUAAAAUAUGCCCUCUAUCAUUUUUUUUAAAGGCCCUCUAACAUACAAACAUGCAAUUUAUAAUCAAACUAUUAAUUAUUAAACAAUAAUGUCUAGAACAAGCAAAAACAAAAUAAACAUCUUGUAAGUUCCCUUUUAUAAAGGGAAAAUAGUCAUUUAAAUCAAGAAUUUUUAAAUUUGGUUGAGAAAAUCAUGAGCUUUUUCGUUGACCAUUUAAAGUUUCAAUUUAUUUUGAGAUCUCGAUUAAUUUUGACUGAACCAAUUUUAAUAUGUCGUUAGUUCGAUUAGAUGGGAUUAAUCUCCGUUAUAAUCUAUGUUAAACACCAAACGACAUUAUUUCGAAAACAUAAGAAAACCCUUCAAAUCCCUAUAUCCCCAAAUUGAAAUCCCUAAUUCUCUGAAAAUCAGAAUCAAAUCAAUAUCAGACACUUUCUUUUCAAAUCGGUGCAAGAAUGAUAAUAAACAAAGGGAUCAUUUAGAACCACACUUACACUUGGCUGGGAACCCACGUUUUUUUCCUCCAUUUUGUAUCUUUGAAGAUUAACUUAUCAUGUAAUCAAGACAAAGUUGUGAAGAGAAAAUAUGUUUUUAAUUUUCUGAGAAAUAAGAAUUUCGAUUUCGGGCUAUAGGGAUUUGGAGGUUUUCUUAUGUUUUCGAAACGCGUCGUUUGGUGUUUAACAGAGAUUAUAACAGAGAUUAACUAUGUCUAAUCGAUAUGUUAAUCAAACUAAUAGUGUAUUAAAAUUGGCUUAGUCAAAAUUAGUUAAGACUUUAAGUGGUUGAAGUUUUAAAUAGUCCCCGAGAAUUUUCAUGAUUUUUUUUUAAUGACCAUUUUCCCGAAUUAUAAAUGUAAACAUCAAGAUUAUACAUUUAAAGAUAUCUUAUCCUUUAAAGAUUAAUUAUGUUAAUAAACGUCUGUAGGGUCGUUUAAAAUCUAUCCUAUACUAAAAGUUGGAUAUAAUGAACAGAGAAGGGGUCCACGUAAGCAAAAAAUUCGUAGCCAAUAAUAGUGCCAUGUCAGCAACAAUGCCACGUUAAAAAUCAUUGUUCGAACCAGGCUUUUCGUGGCCUUUGAAAUUCAUUGCUAACCUGUCUUUCCUCUAAGCCUAACAUUGGCCCAUACUCUCUCUAAAACCUAAUACCUGUAAAACGACAAUCCUCCAUGGUCGUCCUCUCAUCCUAUCACCACUUCCAUCUGUACAGCUUCCCCUUCACCUCUUCAACGUAUUCAUUCAACAUAUUAAGCCUCAUAAAGCUCAAUAAUUAACUACAGAUAUCCUAGCGCCAUGAAUCGAUUUCUAUCCCACCACCUCAAAACUAUAUAUAUCCCUCAUCUAUUCUUCCCAUCCCUCUUCACCAGUCACGGAAAUCAAUCGAUCAGAGCUACUAAUGGCAACCAGAGGACGAAAUCAACCUGUGAUUCAACCAUGACCUUUUCUUCAGUGACGUUGUUGCUGGCUUGGCUGGAGCUUCUUCUUAUUAAUAAAGAACUUUUAGUUUCUCCACCAGGGUUCUUGGAACACAACAGGUUGAUGCACAUAUUUACCGGUGGAGAUGGGACACUAAGAUUGUGAUUUCAGAUGUUGAUGGAACUAUUACAAAAUCUGAUGUGUUAGGUCAGUUCAUGCCUUUGGUUGGAAGGGACUGGACACAGUCUGGUGUGGCCAAGAUUUUUUCAGCUAUAAAGGAGAAUGGAUAUCAGCUGCUGUUUCUGAGCGCUUCUGCCAUUGUCCAGGCAUAUCUAACAAGAAGUUUCUUAAAUAAUCUAAAGCAGGACCGAAAAGCUCUACCAAACGGUCCUGUAGUCAUUUCACCAGACGGGUUGUUUCUCUUUUUUUUUUUUUUAACUCAUGUACUUUAUAACUACCUUGCAGUGAUAGGAAGAGCACCUCACAAAUUCAAGAUCGCAUGUUUGGAGGAUAUCAAGAAGCUUUUCCCAGAGCACUAUAACCCGUUCUUCGCUGGAUUUGGAAACAGAGACACUGAUGAGCUGAGUUACAGCAAACUCGGAAUCCCCAAGGGAAAUAUAUUCAUAAUCAACCCAAAGGGAGAGGAAGCAACAGGAGAUCGAGUAGAUGUCAAGUAGUCUUACACAUCACUUCAUUACUCAUUUUAAUUGAUAGUUGUGAACUCCAUCUGACUCAAAAAAAUUGUUUAGGUUGGCUCAAAACCAAGAUGUUUCUGCUAUGGUCAAUGCAUCUGAGCUGACAGGUCAAGAUGCUAACCAUUCGUGAGAUCUUGCCUUAUUGAGAAGGAAAUGAAAUUAAAAAAAAACUAAUAAGUACGUGUUUACUUUUUAUUAAUAUAUAUGCAAAUCACAACACAUCAAUCUCUCAAAACUAGAGGAAAUAUAUAAUUAAUAAAAUAAAAUAAUUUGUUUAUAUAGUAUAGAAAUAAUCAGAGUGAAGAUAAUCAGAAUGAAAAAAAAAACAUAAAUCAAAACUAAAUUGUUGCUACGAAGACCAAUUCCACCCCACUUAUUUAUAUCCAACAAAAAUAACAUAUUAC
This is a messenger RNA of Brassica rapa (field mustard), 2897 nucleotides long. RefSeq names its product phosphatidate phosphatase PAH1. Gene Ontology annotation, molecular function: phosphatidate phosphatase activity. The record is from RefSeq and is a predicted model, not a curated record. Lineage: Eukaryota; Viridiplantae; Streptophyta; Magnoliopsida; Brassicales; Brassicaceae. Gene Ontology annotation, biological process: lipid metabolic process.